AGGUAGAAAACGUGGAAGAGGUGGAACGUAGCCAGUCAGUUGGGGAUAAACUAUCGCCCCGUCAGCAUGCGCUAGCCGCUCUCUUCCAAAAACCAUUUUCAUUUCUUUCAGUUGAAACACAUUUUUGCAUCCUUUUCGAAAACGACAAACAAAAAGGAACAACGGAAGCCCAAAGUUUCAUAGUUCAGUGCCAACGGAAACAAAAAAGCUAUUGACACAAUAACUUGACACCUGUUGCAGCGUGCGUGAAAGUGAAUUCAGUUUGUUGUUGAAAAUUUUGCCAUCAUCCAAUAAGGAACGGAUGGAAGUGGUGACGGAUAGAUAACAUGCGCCAAGAGAUUGCAUAAUCCGUUUUCGUUCGAUCAUAACCUUCUGCCCCUAUUUGGAUAAUUCAAUCGCACAAAUCGGUCCCCUUGUUUUCUCUCUCCCCAUUUAAUUUCGUUCGCAUAACGAAAGUGUACAUUCCCCGCCGGUGACAUUUUCAACCGGCUACCUCAUGCGGCCUGCCACCGAUCAACAGUUUAUCCAUCGUGACUGGAUCGUGCUGCGAUUGCUGCUGGACUGAGCCUUCAGGCGGUCUGACGUCAUACCGGUACUUGCCGUCAUCGUAAAAAACAUCAUCAUCAACACACACACACACACACACACAGACACACGUAGACACGCCAACAAAAAAAUAGCCAAGAUGAAGAAAAUCAAUAAUUCAACUUCGGUCGCUGAUGGCGCUAAAGUGGCCGCAACUGCUCCGCAACACACCUACCGCUGGAUCAGCGUCCUGCUCGUUUUCGGCCACGUCCUCGAGACGGCCGUGCAGAUUUUUUUGAUCCACCACUAUUGGCAAUUGACGACGAGAUGGGCAGCCGGCCUGGCCGCCCUCCUCACGGCCACUGUGGCUAUUAUAAACGCGGCCAGCAUCAUCGGCGUACGUCGAGGCCUCGAUUUCGCCGACCGGUGGUUCGGCCAGUGCCUCUGUUACGUCAUGCACUUCUCACUGCUCGGCAUGGUGUGGAGAUUCCUCAAGCUCACCUUCCUCUACGACCGAACCGAUUUACGAGAGUUCGCACUCCUCAGAUUCGUUCAGGUUCACUUACAGACGUUGCCCUCGCUAUUGUUGCAAACGUGUCUCAUUUACCAGCACGGAUUACUCAAUGCGGAUGUGACGGCCGUGCCCAUCGGACUAGCCAUCGCUCAGCUGGUCGUCGCUGGAACGACGAUCGCCCUGACGACGCUGGUCUUGUCCAUGCCGACGAGCGGAAUAAUCGCCGCCGCUCCAUCACCUCCUCCGCUGGCCACGUCCAGCGUCAAAUGCUCCGACGAGGAGAAGAUGAUCGCAGCCUUCCCAUCUCGGCUUCGCCAGAAGGAAGAGCGCGGAUGCAGCGGCCAUCAGUGCACAAUCACAGCCGUCCGCAGUAUUUGUUUGCUCUGGUGUCGGACCGUGGCUGUCGGCGUUUUCAUGACGGAAUUCCACGUCUGGACGCUGAUUGUUUUCGGUGUCCAUUGGUGCAUCACGUUGCUCUGGUUGGUCUUGCAAGAUUCCGCAUCGGAAUUGACGCAUUCCGGAUACGCUACGGCUCCACCUUCCCCGGCUGUUUCCCUCUUCCGGCGGGCUUUAGUUGCCUAUCUUUUGGUCUUUGACUGGCCACCGCGCUACCAGCCCAAACAUUCCGGCUGGAGUGCCAGUCACAAGGCUGUCAAUCCAGCAGCCAUCGUUCCGGCUGUCGGAUCGUGGCUGGAUGUGGUUGGAUUGGGAGGUGAACCACGUUCCGUGGCUGUCGCCCUCUACUACGGCAUUAGCGGCGUUGAGAAUGCAGCCAUGCUGACCCUCUGGUUCCACUUUGCUCCGCCUUCCAUCCUAGUGCUGCCCGUCGCCCGUCUGACGACAUUAGCCACUUGCACGGCCGCGUUAACUCUGGGCGUGUUGUGCGUUGUCGCCUCGACGCAAGGGCCCGAUGAGGAAGCGUCCGCUUCUUCGUCGAGCUCGUCAGCGACGCUGACAUCCAACCGGACCAAUUUCACGGCUUCCGAUUCGACGUCGCUGUCCGCUUCUUCGUCCAACACAUCGUCCUUGAAGCCUAUCAGCGCCGGACCUUUUAUUCCGCCCUGUUCUGUCGUCCAGCAACGCGAAGUCCGCACUGUCGUAGCUCAAGUUCAUCCGCCGAGACCAGCGACGGCGCGCUUGACUCAAGCGGCGCUCAACAUGGCGGCCAAUCAUAGUCACCCGCCGAUGGAGCCACCUCCACCUCCGCCACCAGAAACCACUUGGGAGAGGGCCAUCAGCGUCUGCGAUGACGAGUCAUCCAACAGCCGAAACACCAACACGAUGGACGGGGCGUUGACGAUGGGUCCCGGAAGCGGUUCGGGAUCGUGUCCGAGUCCUCCGCUUUACAACGUUGCCAUCAGUGGCAAUGGCGGUGCAUUGGUCGCUUCUUCUUCCAGCCCGGCUGUCGCUCAGCCGAUUGCCGGCCAGCACAGAAGCCACCAAGCGAGUCCUUUCAGAGAUCCGAGCACAUUCACGGCCAGUCAGAGUUCUUACCGGAUGGCCAAGACUAUAGGCACGGCCGGCCUAACAAAGACUUCAGCUAUUCUAACUCAACAGCUGGAAGGCAUGGUCAAAAGGCCCUACUUGUCCGGCUGUCCGCUGUCGUCCACUCCGCGAUUGAUCCGCCGGAACUCUUCGUUCGGAUCAUCUUUGAUGAUCAAAUCGGCUCGAUCGUCCGCAUUGCGAGGAGGAGUUUGCAAAACGGCCGUUCGAUCGGCCCACACGACCGGACGUCAUCGCCGUCGCCACCGGACGCAUCAGAACCAUCACGGAUGCAAACCGCGUGGCUCUAAAGGAGCUUGCCAUUGCCGCAUCUUUGACGAUUACGGAAUGGGCAUCCUCAUUAAAGAGAAGGCCAUUUCUAAGAGUGGCACGUUGACGAGCGGUGGCCGGAAUUCUUCCGGUCGCUUGAGUCACGGCUUGUUCACCACUGCCGACACGGAUGCCGGCAAGCCUCAACUGCAGAUCAGGUGCGCCAAAUGUCUGGGAGCUCACGAUCCGCUGUUGACCAACUGCGUGCGCAGUAAACGCCAAUCGAUGGCAGCGGCCAAAGCUACGGGCAGCGGAGUCAAAUCCAAAACGCUGCCGUCGCGCCAUCACAAGAUUGCUGGCGCUCGCCAACAUUGCCGCCUUCCGCUCGACACGUCCAUGUGCAGCACCAAUUACCCGUCGGAUACGGAAGUCACUUGCACCGCAGGAAGACGUUCGCUUUCAUCGUCGUGUUCCAGUGGCUCCAUCGACGGCUCAUCCAGCAGCAGCAGCAGCAGCAGCCUCGACUCGGAUGCCACCUACACGACGUGGCCACCUUCCAUCCGCAUUCCGAGCAUGGAGCGUCUCCUAUCGGAGAACUCUGAUCCAUCGCCGUGGAAUUACGUUCAAGCUUGGCUGGUCAAUGCUAACCAACCGCAGGCACGCCCACUUCCGGCCGGUGCCGCUAGUGGCACCGGGACGGUAAGAGGCGCUGCUGCCGGCACGGCCAAGCGGAUCGUCAAGCGACUCGCCGGCUCUCCAGUUUGUGCCGCAUCGGCUGCUCAAUCGACUGCUGGCCAAGUCCAGUAUUUGAUGCGUCCACAUCGACAUCAUCACCAAAUGGCUGGCGGAGGGGCUCAGGAUGUCUACAGCGCAUAUUGUACAGUUCCUCCGCGACUUGGCCAGACAGUCAAGGAAUUGAGCGUCGUCCAGCGGAAUCAGAAAUCAUCGGCCAGCGGUGCAGCCGUCACCGAACACGAGUACAGUACGCCUUCGAUAGUGCAGUACAGCACUCCGAUGAGUAACGGGAGUACGACGAGUAGUACCGGAUUGGAGAUUGUCGUUUAAAAAAUGCGGCCCAAAGAGCUGAUCCUUUUCUUUUUUUAUGUUUUCAUGUUCUCGUAAUUGUUGUGCACGCGAAUUUCCAAUAGCCGAUUGUGUGUGUGUUUUUUUUUUAAUUGAACAAAAAAAAAAACAAACAAACCCGUCAUGAUAGACUGUGUACAUUUCGACGUGAUUUCUCUGUCAUUUGUUGCAUAUAUUAUAAAUAAGAUGAUUAUCAUAAUAAUACAGUAUGUCUGUUUUGUCCUGUCA
Messenger RNA from Daphnia magna, 4102 nucleotides. RefSeq lists its product as uncharacterized. Gene Ontology annotation, biological process: phosphatidylserine exposure on apoptotic cell surface; engulfment of apoptotic cell; apoptotic process involved in development. Lineage: Eukaryota; Metazoa; Arthropoda; Branchiopoda; Diplostraca; Daphniidae. Gene Ontology annotation, cellular component: plasma membrane. The record is from RefSeq and is a predicted model, not a curated record.